Castor canadensis (American beaver) is the source of this 1920-nucleotide messenger RNA. The record is from RefSeq and is a predicted model, not a curated record. NCBI's taxonomy places the organism in Eukaryota, Metazoa, Chordata, Mammalia, Rodentia, Castoridae.
CCGUGUGCACAGCUGUAAUCCCAGCCUGCGGGAGUGGGGAGUCAGGAGGACCCCUGAGUUCCAGGACAGUCCUGGGGCUGCAGAGCGAGACCUUGCCUCGAAAUAAUGACUGUAAAAAAAAUUUUUAAAAAAUGAUGCCUCGCGACUGGGAUGCAACUCAGAGCUGCAGCACAGAGAGGGGUGUCGGGGACUUUCUGUGUGACACAAGUCUCUCGGCCUGGCCUCCGCCUGCCACCAGUCCUCCCCCACAGCUGCUUUGGGCCUCAGGACCUUGGCUUUGCAGUGCCAUCUGCCUGGAACCCAGUGUCCCCUGCCCAGGGGCCUCUUCUCCUCGUAGCCUGGUCAGCAGAGAGCCAAAUGCAAGCCCCAACCCUGAUGUCCCCUUCUCCAGAAUCCAUAGGAGGAGGCGGCAUGGGGGACGACUGUGUCCAGCUCUCCAGCUGUGUCCUCCCCAACACUGGGUGCUCCUUGAGGGCCUGGCCAGGGCCGAGGCCUCUUCACGAGCCCAGCACCGGUGAUGUUUGUUGAGUGAAUAAGUAAUGCACACACAGGUCGGGAGGCAAGUGGCCUGACACCAGGAAGCCAGUGGGAGGGGCGACGGCCACUUGGGGCGCAGGAGGGGCCACUGGCUUCCAGCAAGAGGGAAGUGGGACCUGCCGCCCCUCCUCCCCGUGAGAGCCUUGCCGAGGGCGGAUCCGCUCCCUUUCUCUCUUCCCCUCUGCCCUCCUCCCGGACACCAGUUCCUCUUCACCCCAACUUGCUGCGUGCAGGAUCUCAGGCGCCCCCAAAAUCACCGCAGACCGGUGGCCUCAGCCCGGGGGUCCAAGGUUGCUUGAAUGGGGGACAACCCGGCCCUGGAGGUGCUGCUGACGCUGCUGCUGCUGCUGCUGCUGCAGAGGUCAGCAGGCCAAGGGCUGACCUGCACCGUCCUCCCGGGGACAGUGGACUGGGCCGCGGAAUUUGAUGCCACCUGCCUCAACUUUAGUGGCCGUGGCCUGCAGCUGCCCCAGAACCGGUCCCUGCAGGCCAGCCAGGUGCGGGUCCUCGACCUGUCCUCCAACGGCCUCCGAGAACUGCCACCGCUCUUUUUUGCUGAACUGGGGAAACUGCAGGACCUGCGUGUGACAGACAACCAGCUGGACAGAGUGGACGGGGCGCUGGCCGCGCGCUGUCACCUUGACCUCCAAGCUGACUGCAGCUGUGUCCUGAUGCCCUGGCACCAGGUGCGACAGGACAACUGCUCAGGCCAGCAGCCCCUGCGGUGUCUGCACACGGCCACCGGUGCUCUGCACAACCUGUCCACCUUCCUGGACGUCAGCUGUCCCCCCGGGCCCGCGCCGGCCACCAUCGGCCUGGCCGUGGCUGGUGGGAUCCUCUUCCUGGGGCUUGUCAUUGCCGCUCCACUGCUGACCUGGAGGCUCUGGGGACACAGAGUGGCCAGAGGCCAAGGCAAAGGCCAGGCCCCUCAGGACAGGUCCAGAGCUCGGCUAGCUUCCCAGCCCAGGUACAGUAGCCGGGACCCUGGUCACCCCCGGCCCCGGUUGGCCACCGCACACCACCGCACGUCUGUGCCCGACUAUGAGAAUGUGUUCAUGGACCAGCCGGCCGAGGAUCCUCAGUGGACCCCACAUGGGCCUCAGGCUGCCGAGGACACGGACUUCUAUAUGAACUACAACAGCCCCGACCUGGACGCCCAAGCUGUGUACUGCAACCUGGAGCCUCUGGGCCAGGGGGCUGCGCUGGAUGAAGAGGAGUACGUGCUGCCUGGGUGCUGAGUCUCAACGUCCCCACUGAGGCACUGGCUGGGAGGGGGUGACCCGGGGUGGGUCAGUUCCUCCCCGGCCCGUCCACCCCUCGGAGCAAUGGGAACACAGUCGUCUCUUCCUGCCAGCAUGCAGGUGGUGCUCAAUAAAUGCUUCA